This is a messenger RNA of Eurytemora carolleeae, 850 nucleotides long. RefSeq lists its product as uncharacterized. NCBI's taxonomy places the organism in Eukaryota, Metazoa, Arthropoda, Copepoda, Calanoida, Temoridae. The coding region runs from base 13 to 789 and encodes 258 amino acids. The record is from RefSeq and is a predicted model, not a curated record. The transcript is spliced from 10 exons.
AGUAUAUUUACUAUGAUGGUUCCUCUAGCUAGAGCUGUAGUGGACGCUGACAACCCUAGCUAUAUGAAGAGCAGAGACAAUGAGCUCCAAUAUGGCGGAAAACCAACAGCUGAACAGUUGAGAAAAAGAAAGAAAGCUGUUACUUUAGAGGAAGGUCCUCGUUCACCUCAGAUGACAUUGCUGAUCUUGCUCUGGAUCGGAGCAGGUUUUGUAGGAUUAAUCAGGUUUGGAGACCCGUAUAGUCAAUCUAAAAGAUUACCAUGGACAAGACAGCUCUCGGUCAGGACUACUGGGAACACGAGCAGAGAAACUGUGAUUACAAGAGAUGUUGAUGUUGCAUUCUGUCAGGUUUAUAGUGAGAAGCUGAGUCCAGUUGAUAUCUCUCUCUGGAUUCUUUUGGUUGGGAUUCCCCUUAUUUUUGGUCCUGUGUUGACCGGGUUCCUGGAGAUAUUCUUCCAGCUCAAGCGUUGUCUGAGCAGACCCCCACAUCCACCAGUUCCACGGCGGAGAGGAUUAUGGAUUUUUCUAUUCCUUGUAUCCGCCUCAAUAUUCUGCUCAUACACUACAAACCUGAUCCUGUCUGCUGCAAUCCUUCCAACAUAUUUCAAGUUGACCUAUUUCCAACUACUCCUAAUUAAAUAUGUCGGAGGAUGGAUGGAUAUCUUUACAUUUCCUAUAUUCGUUAUUAUGACGGAUAAAAAUAUUAGGAACUCAAUUGUGAUUGUUUACACCCUAAGGCAGUCCAAAAGAAUAAGAAAAGGAUCGAACGGAACAAUCACAUAUGUUUAGAAUUAUGUAAAUAUGUUUAAAUGAAAACAGUAAUUUUGGAAUAAAAUAUUUUGAAAAUUUG